Messenger RNA from Micropterus salmoides (largemouth bass), 4841 nucleotides. Its product is annotated as rho GTPase-activating protein 6-like. Gene Ontology annotation, biological process: signal transduction. The coding region runs from base 467 to 2740 and encodes 757 amino acids. Lineage: Eukaryota; Metazoa; Chordata; Actinopteri; Centrarchiformes; Centrarchidae. The record is from RefSeq and is a predicted model, not a curated record. The transcript is spliced from 13 exons.
AUCCUUUCAAGUACUAACCUGUUGUAUACAGUCUACGAUACCGACACACUAAUCCCUAGCGUUGAUUAAACACGCAGAUAGCGACCUUUCUCGAAAAAAAGACUUUUUCGUGACUGAACGCUACCUGUAACGUUAUGUGUGACGUGUAAUGUUACCUAACUUAACGUAACGUUACAGUCCUGGAGGUCCUUCUCUUCCCCUCCUCAGAUGGGGUUUCUUCUGUUAACUUGUGAGCUAACUCAAGAGUACUGGCACCUGACCCCUCCCAGUCCCUGUAUCAGUGGUAAUAUUACUCACAGGGACUUUGUCUCCCACCGUAAUGUAAAUCAGUCGUUGAACUUGCUCCACUUUUAAGCUGCGAGCAUGUGGACUGCAUUUAUGCGGGGCGUUUCGUCUGGAGUCAAAUGGCGUCACUUUAUUUGGCAGUAAGUGGCAGUCGACACGUUUGAGAGGGGACUUCUCAUGCAUGGCGACUGGAGUAUAUGUAACGGGGGGACCCCUUUUCGAGCGAAGCAUCGCGUAUCUUGGGGACUUCACCUGGAACAGCGAGUCAGGACGUAGCGUUGGCCUGAAGCCCGUCCCUCUGCAAAGCCUUUCCGAGUUGGAGAGGGUUCGUCUCCAGGACGUGGCCUAUAAACGAUUGUUACAGGAUCGCAACCUUGGCUGCCACAUCACCAUCCCUAAAUAUGGCCACAAGAACAAGAAGUCACUUAGGCUGAAGUUGGAUUCAUUAUCUAAAGAGAAGAGUAAAGACAAAGAGACUAUACCCCAGGCGUUUGGCAUACCAUUGUCGCAGGUCAUAUCCAACGACCGCACACACAAGCAGCGGCAUGAUACCCCACGGGGGGAGCACAGCGACCCCACUGAGUUGAUGCUAUCCUUCCUCCACCUCACCUCCAACAUCAAAAGGGCCAACAAGGAGUUCUCCAGCAGUAACUCGUCCCUUAGCUCCACUUCUGAGACUCCUAAUGAAUCAACUCUGCCCGGCACUCCAGACUCAGGCCCACGGACACGCAGAAGGGGUGGAGUAUCUGUGGAUUGCAUCACUGACCUUGAUGACAACCAGUCUCGGCUUUUGGAGGCCCUCCAGCUGUCUCUGCCAGAAGAGGCAGCUGGCAACAGGAAGAAACACCAUGACAAAAAGCUCAGCCUUAACCCUAUUUACAAACAGGUGCCCAGGGUAGUGGAUCUCUGCUGCCAACACCUGGAAAAAUACGGCCUGCAGACGGUUGGAAUUUUCCGUGUUGGGAGUUCCAAGAAGAGAGUACGACAGCUUCGUGAGGAGUUUGACCAGGGAUGGGAGGUACAUUUGUAUGAGGAGCACAGUGUUCAUGAUGUAGCUGCAUUGCUAAAAGAGUUCCUCAGAGACAUGCCUGACCCACUGCUAACAAGAGAACUCUACACGGCCUUCAUCAGCACAAUGUUGCUGGAAUAUUCAGACCAAGAGAGCGCCAUCCAGCUCCUGAUAUUUUUGCUUCCUCCCUGUAACAGCGACACGCUGCAGCGCCUCCUCUGCUUGUUGUCCACAGUGGCUGCACAUGCCGAAGACAGUCUAGACAACGAGGGUCGUAAGAUCACAGGAAACAAGAUGACAUCACUCAAUUUAGCUACCAUCUUUGGACCCAACCUCUUACAUAAGCAGAAAAACUCAGACAAAGAGUUUGCCGUCCAGAGUUUUGCCCGUGCAGAGGAGAGCACAGCCAUCAUCGGCGUAGUCCAAAGGAUGAUCAAUACAUAUGAUACACUAUUUAUGGUUCCUGCUGACCUGCAGAAUGAGGUGCUGAUUAGUUUGCUAGAAACUGAUCCUGAUGUUGUGGAUUACUUACUGCGGAGGAAGGCCUCUCAGGACUCAGAACCAGACCUUAGAGCAGAAAAGUCCUCUCUGACUGAGAGACGCUUAUCCAAUGACUCCAUCAAAGCAUCUAGUGGAGAGGUGUCUCCCUAUGACAACAACUCCCCUGUCCUGUCAGAUCAACUGCUGUGUAAAUACCCAGAGGACAGCAGUCCAUUCUCAGACAUGACCCCCAGACAUUCUGGGCAGUAUAAACUCAGUGGCUAUUCUAAAGACGGAUCUGGCAGCACCUCUCCUACACCUUCUAUGGACAAAGAGGCCUCAACUGAUCAUUUCUGGGACACCUGGCAUGAACUGUUCAGCAAGGAUUUUACUGGCAAUCAUAUCACCGGCUCGCUUGGAGACAUGUCGGAAUGUGAGUCGUACGGAUCAUCAGAGGGGCUGAGCAGUCACCAAGGUAACAACAAGCUGCCCGUCAGGCCAAAACAAACCUCAUUGGGUGUGCUGGAAAUCAGGCCACACCUCCCAGUGACUCGCAGCAGCAGUGGACCUCAUGACCAAAGAGGACAGGGACAACCGCAAUCGUCAUUACAUCAGGGAUUGACUGGCCAAUCAGAAGCCGUCAGCUCGGACAACUUGGCACAAAGGACAGGACAGCCUGCAUGUCCAUUACUUAAGGUCAAGACGAAUAGUUUGUCUCCCCUUCAGUACUCUGGGCAACUGAGGGAGACUCACAUUUCUCACUCGAUGCCCUCCCUCUUCACGUAUCAGCCUGACACCCAAACCUCACAGCAGUCCCAGCAAAGCCCUGCCCUCCAGACUGUAGAUGCCUCUGGGCCUGGGCAGGAAAAAGGCCAUGGUACACCGAAUUGUCAGACGGAGAGAUGGCAUAUAUGGCAGAUACUAUCAAAAGAAAAUGCAGACGCCCUGCCUGAAACCUUGGUGUGAUGCUUCCUUUGACUGUACUAUACUGAUAACUUUAAGAGAAAGGGGUCAUUCAUCAUCAUCAGUCACACACACAAACUGUUUCUUAGAUGUGUUAUUAUUUUGCAAGGGGGUUUUAACUGUAUAAAUGUUGUUGAAUAUGUCAACAUAAUAUAAAAUGAUUGCUUUAUGGAAUUUUGAAUGUUUUUUAAUGUUGAAUGUAAAAAUAUAGAUACUGUUUGUGUUGUAAUAUUGCUUUAAAGUUGUAGUUCCUUGAUAUAUACUGCUACUACUUUAACACUGAGUUUUCUACUGUCUUAAGCGUGGAAAUGCUGCAGCCUAUGUGCGUAUUACCACCCAUGUCUUGAUUUCUUUCAUAAUAUGAUAUAAAUAUGUUUUGAAUAUGGGCUCUUACACUGUAUUAAGUGUAAUUUUAAUGAACUUUUCAGCACUCACUGCCUGUGUAUACAUGCUAUUUUUUGUAUUUAAGAAGCAGGAAUAAUGGUUAAGCAGCAUUAUUCACGGGGAUAUAUUUGUAAAUGUAAUGUACUUUGUAAUUUAAUGAGAAACAAUUAUACAUGCUUGUUGCCCUUCUUGUCUGAUACCUUUAAAUCCAAUGGAAAUCAAAUUGCACUCAAAGUUAUGUAUCAUUAGCCUCAGUAUGUGACUGGAGAUCAGUCAGACUGUCAUUAGUUAGUUAUAUCUUCAAAACUGUAGACAAUUUGUAAGUACUGGAAAAUGGCAGCCUGAAUUUUAAUUACUUUUGUGGUAUGACAUGAGACAACCUAAGCUAAAAACCUAAGAAGAGUCAAAUAAGUGAGGGCAUAGUGGCAUAGGUCAGGACAUGCAGUUAUGAGUAUAUUCUGUUCAAGUUAUACUUUGUUCAGAAGACCCCUCUCCACCUCCAGGCUAAAACAAGGACUAUAGACAAAUGUUUCUAUUGACAUGGGUGCCAUGUGGUUAUGGCAGGAGGUGGCACUUGUCAAACUUACUGAAUGUGACAAUGAUUUUGUAAUUGUGCAAAAAAAAAAAGUAGAUACAGCAAAAAUGUUUUUACAAGUUAGAUGUAUAUUACCAAGAAACAUGAAGCCCAUGAGCGUUACUGGAAUGUUAGUGUCUGUUGUCUCUCUCUGUCUAUGCUUUUAUUUGUAUUACAUUUGUAUUCAUCUUUGCACCUUAAGUGGGGCUAUUGUAUAAAUUAAUUAGAUCUUUUUAGGCCAUUUUUAGCAUUAUGUAAUGAUAUACAUCAUACAUUUGUAUCUAUACUCUUUAAAAGUGACAACAAAUGACAAAUUCAAAUAUGUUACCACCAGUGUAGAAAAUGAAUGUAAAAGUCAGUAGGGUGCACAUUGAACUCAAUUAUGGAACCAUUUUUCCUGGUGCCAGGUAAACAUCUAACUUGACCCUCUCCCCCAGGAGGUCAUUCAGGAAUCAGCAUGAAGUUAAAAGCAAAUGGAUACCUAAUUAUGGUGAGCAGUACAGAUUCUGCUGUCUAAAAUGUAGUUCAGAAGACAAUCAAACAGUUACCCAAAGUGACCAGAAGAGGGUAUCAUAAGACCAGGAAAUGGUGUUCCAUUUCCUUGCCUCCUCACUGCCUAAUCCUUGUGCAUUGUGGAGAUACAGUGAGUUUUAAUGACUCAUUACACUUUGAACAGCUAUUAGUUUCUUCCUAUUAGACUCCUUUUCUCACCAUGAUAGGAAAGAUAGUAAUUUCAUGUGUUAUGGAAGAUGGUUUGAAAAGAUCAAAAUUUGCACUCUAUCUUGUAUGCUACCCCUGAAGAGUACAUUUCUUUUUUCUGUUAAUGAAAAUAAGAGAUCUGAGCUCAGACAAUAACAGUAACAUUACCAUUAAAUAAACCUUUGAAGUACUGGAAUUGCAAGAGGUGCUCACAAUAAAUAUGCAAUUACGCAGGAAAUGGCUAACAUGGCAAUCUGGUACAAAUUACAGUUAGUUCAAAAAAAUAUAGAAAUGCAUAUUUGAGGAUACGACAGGAUUGUUAGUUGCCUUAAAGUGAUGAAAAUGAUUUAUUGGUGGAAUUGUGCAAUUUCAUAGAAUGUCUGUAUCAAAGUAAGUCGUCUGAUUAUGUUUUGACAAUAAACUUGUCAAGUAACCUUGUUAAGCCAA